AUGGCACACACGACUGCCAGUUCCUCGGACGAGACAAAUAAACACGAUAAAAAAAGUACUAGCGAAAAUGUCGACUGUAAAUCAAUGGAUCACAUCACGUCGGAUACCAUGCAACAACCCUUACCACCGGAUGGAGGAUGGGGCUACGUCGUUGUCCUUGCAUCCUUCUUGAUCCAUGUAAUUACCGAUGGCGUGACUUAUUCCUUCGGUGUCUUUUACUUAGAAUUUCUACAUUACUUUCAAGAAGGAAAAGGUGCAACGGCAUGGGUUGCGUCGAUAUUAGUGGGUGUCACAUUGUGCUCGGGGCCGAUAUCAGGUUCAUUUGUAAAUAAAUUCGGAUGCCGAACAGUGACAAUAGCUGGUUCUAUAUUAGCUAGCGCGUGUUUACUGGCGAGUGUGUGGGCUCAACGCAUCAUAGUCCUAUAUUUGACGAUCGGUAUUGGAACAGGGUUAGGAUUCGGCUUAAUCUAUUUGCCUGCGAUCGUAAGCGUUACAUGCUACUUUGAGAAAUAUCGUUCCCUUGCAACGGGAAUUGCAGUAUGCGGUUCCGGCUUAGGUACGUUAGUCUUUGCCCCGUGUCUAAAGUACCUGAUAGCAUGGUACGGAUGGCGGGGAACGCUUAUGAUCUGUUCCGGGAUUGUUUUGAAUUGCAUCAUUCUCGGGGCACUCUUUAGGCCACUCAAGACAAGCAAAUCGCAAAGAAGAAGUUCUUCGAAGGUACAGAUUUUUCGUUUAAUAUUCAACUUUCAUUAAUCGUUGCAGGAUUCCGCAAAAAGUCAAGAAGAUGAUACAAAAUUGUAUACAGUUAGUUUUCGAAGGGUGACGAACGGUUCUGGUGUAAUAUCCAGCAUUAGUCAGCCUGCUUUAAUCUCUCGAAAUGUACCAUGUGAAGAAAGUUUGGAGGACAUCCAGAAAGAAAUGCCAAAUGUGCUACCAAGACAUAAUGAAGAAAUGGUUUAUAUUCGUGAAUCAUUAAAAAAUUUACCUAAUAAGAUAGAAUACUCGAACAGAAAUAAUAAAAAGUUUAAAGCCUACUGCAAAAGCAAGAUAGGUAAUUUUCAAGAAAUAUUGGAUAUUUCUAUAUUAAAGGAUCCAGUAUUUAUUUUAUUUACCUUUUCCAACUUUUGCACCAGUAUUGGAUUUUAUGUACCAUAUGUGUACGUAUUGCCUCAAGCAGAGGAACAAGGAAUUAAUAAAAAUGAUGCAAGUUAUCUUCUUGCAGUAAUUGGAAUUGCUAAUACUGUAGGACGUAUCGUUUUGGGAUACAUAUCGGAUAAAUCGUGGGUCAAUCGAUUGUUAGUAUAUAAUUUAUGUCUUACAAUAUGUGGUGUUUCUACAAUUCUUAGUACAGUAUGUACAUCUUUUGCAACAUUUGCAUUUUAUUCUUCCAUAUUUGGAUUCACGUCUGGUGCUUAUGUUGGUUUGACAUCUGUAAUUUUAGUAGAUUUAUUAGGUUUGAAUCAUGUUACAAAUGCUUUUGGUCUACUUCUAUUAUUUCAAGGUUUUGCAUCACUUUUAGGACCACCUAUCGCAGGGUGGUUGUAUGAUUCACUCGAGUCUUAUGAUCCUGGAUUCUUCACUGCCGGUGGUAUGAUUACCAUUAGUGGAUUAAUACUGUUCUUUAUACCGCUUAUUCAAAAAAAAGUACAGCAAAAUAUAAAUAAUGAAAAAAUGAAAAAUACAAUAAGCAAUGAUUCUGUCUAAAAUAUGUCCGUUAGUAAAGUUACAUACUUAUUGUUUGCGUGUGUUGAACUGUCACUCCAUAAAAUAACAUUAUUUGAAUAAAAAGAUAAA
Messenger RNA from Colletes gigas, 1794 nucleotides. Its product is annotated as monocarboxylate transporter 12-B-like. The transcript is spliced from 9 exons. Gene Ontology annotation, biological process: transmembrane transport; monocarboxylic acid transport. The record is from RefSeq and is a predicted model, not a curated record. Gene Ontology annotation, molecular function: monocarboxylic acid transmembrane transporter activity. Lineage: Eukaryota; Metazoa; Arthropoda; Insecta; Hymenoptera; Colletidae.